AGUAAUACAACUCAACGGCAAAAUUGAAGAAAACAAUAUGAAAUUUCGCAUGUAACAUUAAAUUCAAAAGCCUAUUGACAUGGAAAUUAAUUGAAUUUUGAAAACAUUGAGAAGACGAACGACUCUUUAAAAAAGAGAAGCAAACAUUGAUUCAUUGAUCUUAUAUAUAGCUCAUCUGUAAUCGCGUGAAACAUAACGCGCGCUGAGUGGGUGUAUGCGAUUAAAAUCUCUGUCACGUAUGCGAAGCCGCAAACGACGAAAGUAUGUCAACAAUAUAUGUUAUCGGUGGAGAUAUCGAAAAGAUAGUAAAUUGUGCUACGGAUAAUGCAAUUUGAUAUAUAGUUCCUAUAGUGGUACCUUCCAUUAAAAUCUCACUUCAAAACAAGAUGCACUUCUCGAUACCGGAUACUCAGGAAUUUAUGGAUGAAGGUGGGAAUGCAUAUGUUGGAUACAAUAUUCAUAUCAAUGGAUUAUUUCAUUGUACGGUGAGGUACAAACAGCUGCACAAUUUGCACGAGCAAUUGUCUAAGGAUCUGGACAUAUCAUUGCCAAUAUUUCCACCGAAGAAGUUCUUCCCCUUGACUGUCAAUCAGCAAGAAGAACGACGAUUAGCUCUGGAGAAAUAUAUUCAGUCAAUUGGUCAGAAUGUAGCCAUAAACAAUUCUGAGAUAUUAAAUGGAUUUUUAUUAAGCGCUCAACAAGAAACUAUAGGUGGUCCAUCCAAGAACGAGAUUUUAGACAUAUUUCUUAUGAAUGGAUCCAAGAUUUCGUUAAACAUUUCCACAGGAGAACAUUCUGGUCAAAUCUUAAAGGCAUUGUGUAAACAUAUAGAGUUAAUAGAUAAAUAUCAUUCUCAUUUUGCGUUAUUUAUUAUUAUACAAGAAGACAAUAGCAAUAUCAGAAUACUGCGCAAAUUACAAGAUUUUGAGUCGCCGUUUAUAACAUACAAAAAUAUGCAUCCUAUGGGUACAAAGGUCGUUCUCAGGAAGAGUUACUGGGACACAACGUACGACAUCGAGUUACUGAGUGACCCGAUAGCUCUGAAUUUGUUAUACAUUCAAACGGCCGCGGAGAUACGCAGUGGUUGGAUCCCGGUCGCCAAGGAACAGCAACAACACCUGGAGGGUCUGCAGAAGUCCGGGAACAAGGAGGAAUAUUUGAGUGUAGCUCGUACUUUAAAAUAUUAUGGCUACAUACAAUUUGCACCAUGCUUUUGCGAUUAUCCUCAACAUGGUUCGAGAGUAUUGCUUGCUAUAGGUAGAAACGAAUUGAAUUUACGCAUUUUGUCGUCCGAGGAAGGGCACGAGGUCGUGUUUAAGGUAUCGCGAAUGCGAUGUUGGCGCAUCACCACUAUGCAGAGCGGGAUGGAGCAUUGCGAAGAUAAUAACGAUUGCACUUUGGAGUUAUCUUUCGAGUACCUGGUCGCCAGGAACGAAUUACAGUGGAUCACGAUCGCUUCAGAGCAGGCGAUCUUAAUGUCCGUUUGUCUGCAAGCCAUGAUCGACGAGCUGCUGCAGAAAUGCGUGACGGUACCCGAGAAGUCGUGGACGUACAUUAUGAGGGAUGGCCAGAGUCGCAUCACCAUGGGCUCGCCAUCGCGAGAACGUGCCAAUAACGGUCAUUCGACCAAGCCGGGGCCAAUUAUAAAGAAGCUCGCUAAUAAAUUGUCAGCCGUGAAGUUAAAGAAGUCGAACGACAGCUCGCCGACGGUAGUCAGGAGGACUCUGGAAACGCACACGACGGACCUCGAUAUCAUGGAGAAUAACGCCUUCCGUAUGAUAGGUGAUGACGAUUUAUAGGCUAUGCGACCUAUCGAUGGUUCUUCGAAUGGAAUCUUGGAGGUUGACGAGCACAGUGAUAUAGAGUAACGGAAGAGUACGCCUUAUCUGACUAAUUUUAAGAAGAUAUAUAUAUUUUGAGAAGUCUAUUGCGAGAAAGAGAGAGAGAGAGAGAGAGAGAAACAUUGAAACAGCUCCUGACUCACACAGUCGAUAACAGUUAACUAUCCAGACUUUUCAAUUGAUUGUUGAAUGUUGUUAUAUAUUUUUUGUAUCGCUAUGUGGUUAAACUGCAUUUAUACAUUUAUAUACUGAUAACUUAACACAUGUAAAAUUCUCUAUAUCUUUAUACAUACCUGUCCAAUCAUGACGAUAAUUUAACGUGUAUUUUGAAAAUAAAGUCUCGCCGAAAUGUCUCGAGUCAGUAAGCUUAGGUUGCAAAUGUAAUGCUGUGUGUAAGGUACUUACUCUCUCUGAUAAGAUUAAUGUAUUACAAUGGUAUAUCGACUAAUCUGGAAGGAUCUGAAAGAACGCACAAUGUUUGCAUAAUGUUUUAUUAUUGUUAAACAAAAUGAUCAAAAAGGCAGCACGUUAAUAUUUGCUCUCGUAAUUAUCUUAAACAGAACUAUCAAUAUAUUUCGCUUUAAUGUUAAAUAGCAAUCAUCCUAUAUGUUUGUGUUACGUGUGUGUCCUAUCAGACUAUUGCUUUCGCUAAAUCAUUCACUCGGAAAACAUACUUCUGCCUUCAGUCUCUAUAUUUCAGCCAAACACUGUAAUAGAUCGUACAAUACACAAUAAAAAUUAUAAAUGUCGUAAAAGGAGGAUCAUGAUUAAAUACGAAAUACAAAGCCAUACUUCAAAGUGAAAAAAUAAAAACGGAUAUAUCAUAUAUGUCGCUCUAUGUGAAAUACGUAAUUAUAAGUUCUCGCAUGAAAAAAAAAAAAA
Messenger RNA from Dinoponera quadriceps, 2723 nucleotides. RefSeq names its product sorting nexin-17 (gene Snx17). The record is from RefSeq and is a predicted model, not a curated record. Bases 387 to 1799 code for a protein of 470 amino acids. NCBI's taxonomy places the organism in Eukaryota, Metazoa, Arthropoda, Insecta, Hymenoptera, Formicidae. Gene Ontology annotation, molecular function: phosphatidylinositol binding. Gene Ontology annotation, biological process: intracellular protein transport. The transcript has 8 exons. Gene Ontology annotation, cellular component: early endosome.